GUCGAGUAGCCAAUCGGAGGAGGCCAACACAGGCGCAAAGAAAGGGGAAAAGGAAGUUUAGUUGCCGCCAUUUCACGUGAAAGCCGCGCGGUAGGGAUGACGACUAGUGCAAAACAAUUAAAAACACCAGCUAGAAUUUGAACCAAAUUCGCCAAUUGGAGAUUUAUAAACUAACAGUAACCGGUUACUUAACAAUAGGGCCUAACGAGUUUCGACUUAACAGUCCGUCUGUCUUGCUAGGAGACGAAAAAAAUGAGCUACGGAAGGGCGCCGCCAGACGUUGAGGGUAUGACCUCCCUAAAAGUGGACAACCUGACUUACCGAACUUCGCCGGAGACUCUGCGCCGAGUUUUUGAGAAGUACGGCCGUGUGGGAGAUGUGUAUAUCCCCCGAGACAGGUACACCAAGGAGAGCCGCGGGUUCGCCUUUGUGCGGUUCCUCGACAAGCGCGACGCCGAGGACGCCAUGGACGCUAUGGACGGAGCGCUGCUUGACGGGCGGGAGCUUCGGGUGCAGAUGGCCCGCUACGGACGACCUCCGGACUCCAUGUACAGCAGGAGAGGUGCUCCGCCACGCAGAUACGGAGGCGGGUACGGCGGACGCAGAAGCAGGAGCCGUUCAGGAAGCCCUCGUCGCCGCAGACGCAGCCGCUCCAGGAGCAGAAGCCGUUCCCGAUCCAGGAGCCACCACCACUACAGCCGCUCCAGGUCUCACUCUGACUCCAGAUCCAGGUCCAAGUCUAAAUCCAAGUCCAGGACCCCCAGACGGAGCAAGACAAAGUCUCCCUCCAGGUCUCGGUCCUCCAAGUCAAGGAGUCGAACCCCGCCUUCCAACAGAGGGUCCAAAUCCAGGUCCCGCUCCAAAUCCAAGAGUAGGCCUAAAUCUCCAGAGGACAGCGAGGCAAUGACUUAAUCCAGACAUGGACACAACAUGACGGUAUUCAUGGGAAAGGGUGGAUUAUAUUAUUUGCUUCAAAUAUAUGAGAUGGCUAUCUGUCAUCACUUGGGUUAUUAUUCUGCAGGCUUGGUGCUAUGUAACAGUCAUUUGCACACAAGCAACAAAGUCUGCAGAAUCCUGAAUCUUUUAUUUAAAAUAAGAUUGGGACUGAUGUAGUCCACAGUCCUAGUUCUGUGUGUCCUUUACUUUGCGUGUACGUUCAGCAAAUCCAAAGCACACACAGACAUGAGAUUUGGGUUAAUGUGACCUAAAAUAUAUUUUAAAAUGGGAAUGUAUGGGAGGGUUCUUAACUCAAAACGUUCACCUAAAUGUGGAAUUCUUUCCUCCAAGCUGCUGAGUCCUGUUUGCAAAGAGAGGAGGAGGAGGAGGAGAUGGGGGUGUGGCAGUGUGAGAGCAGUUAGUGUGUGACCCGCCCAUGUGACCUGCCUGUUGCUGAGAGCGAUGGCAGUUGCUAAGAAGCAGGUCACCAAGGCAACGGUGGUUGCUAUGGAGCAGGUCGUCAUGGCGGUGGUUCGGGCUGUCAGUUGGUGUAUGAGGUGGUGUGGUGAGGUACGUUCGCGGGAAUCACAGGCAGAUGCACUGAGCACUGUUCCCACCUGUGCCUGUGGGUUCCUCCGCCUCUCACAAAGGGAACCGAGGUUUGUUUUUCAAAUUCGCCCGAGUGUAAGAGUCUUGUUAGAGCUAGUUUUUGGGGUGAGGGGGAGGGGCAAGAGUGGUGUGUAAAUAGAAAAUGUGAAGAUUCCUAGAAAUGUUAGGUAUAAUACAUGAAGAUGGAUGCCCAGAAAAAAAAAUGCAGUUUGAUAAAUGUUAGUUUCAGGGGAAAGAAGAUCAGACCAGUACUGUAUUUAAAUAAUCCAGGUCAGUUGCAGGAGUUGAGUCAUUUUGGUUUGCUCUUUUUAACUCUGUUCUGUCUUUCCUUCCAGAUCUCAGAUGAUUGAGCCUUUGCUGAGGACAUCAGGAAGAGUCUCACAUUGAGCAAGUGGACUCCACUAUUACCACUGAAUGCAGACUGAAAGGUUAUUGGAGUUUGGUCUAAAAUGUUUUAAAUUUGACUUAAGUUAACAUAAACAAAUUCUGUGACUUUGAUGUGAUCAUUGUUUGUAAAGUUGAGCUUUUUGAAAAGAAUUUAGAUUUUUUUUUUUUCUCAAUUAAAUUGGGUUUUUUAUACUUUGAUUACAUGUGUACUUUUAUUUUAUUUUUUAAAUUACCAUAGAUUUAUUUUAAUAAAAUCCCUUGUUUAACACUUUCUAGAUGGAUAAGAGUUUUAUUUGCAGGGUGUCAUGUUGGAUGUUCAAAGCCUUGACAGCUAUGUUAUACCACUCUUUUUUUUUUUUUUUUUUUUUUUUUUUUCUUUUGAAAAAUGCCCUACUGUUUAGUGACAUAAAAGCAAAACCUUAAUAUCGCUAUGCCACUUCAUUUGUAAUUUGCUAAUCCAGCAGCAUACAUUUUCUUUUCUGUCGUCAAAUCUCUAUUUUCUGUCUGGUUAAAGUUGCUUUCCUAUGACUCUAACCCUCUUUCUUGUGUAUCUUUUGUGCACUAGGCGCAGUUGUGUAGCAGUUGAGUAAUGCUGGUUAGCUGUUAAGAUGCGGUGCGGUGGUGACAUGGUGUGGCGUGUUGCGGUGCUGAGUGCCCGGCCCUGUUCCGGGGCUCGACCCUCCGCUGCCGUUUGCUGGUUUGUAAGCUCACAGGUGUGGCAGAUCAUCCAUCCUCUCCUGUCUUGUGACCUCUCCUUCCCUCCAUGUGCUGUACAGAUUAUUUCCUCCUUUCUUUUUCUCUGUAUUCUCCAUCCUCUUCUCCUCUGUAGUUUAUCCACUUUUGAAAACUGAUUUAGCUUGCUUUUUUGAAAUUGGGUCCAGUGUGACUCCUAGUGAAGGGUUUAAAGGGCAGUCCAGGCUGCCUAACGAAUUAUUUUUGUGUAUUUCAUUCCUCUGUGAACCUCUCAAAUGUCUUGUAAUUGCUUUAGGUGAAUGCUAAUAAACAUCUUUGUUGUUCAAGUCAA
This is a messenger RNA of Perca flavescens (yellow perch), 2956 nucleotides long. RefSeq names its product serine and arginine rich splicing factor 2a (gene srsf2a). Gene Ontology annotation, molecular function: RNA binding. The record is from RefSeq and is a predicted model, not a curated record. The transcript is spliced from 2 exons. Bases 253 to 912 code for a protein of 219 amino acids. NCBI's taxonomy places the organism in Eukaryota, Metazoa, Chordata, Actinopteri, Perciformes, Percidae.